CACUAUUAACAGCGCAUGCGCACAAAAAUCAAAAUAAUUUUGAAGAAAAAAGUUUUUUAGUUUCGAUAUUUCCUCAUAUUACAUGUCAGUUUUAGUGAUGUUAUUCAGCUGAGCAGUGUGAUGUUCAACCAUGCAAGAGGUGAAAGACAGCCUCCCGUCUGAUUACCCAAUCACAGGGCUGUGUAUUGUCUCCAACCAAUCAAAUUGUCCCCCUGGAUACCAAACUAUAUCCAAGUCCUACGAUAGAGGAGAAGAUGCGGAUCUGUGGAAGGACAGUAUUUUCAAAUCUAAAGUCACACGAUAUUUGUGCACAACUCGCCACUUCCCAUUGGAUUAUGGCCGCCUAAAUAAUGUCCUUGCAGACAUACUGAUUCAGAAUGAAAAAGAUAUAAUCCCUACUGGAUUCACAGAUUUAGGUGUAACAUUAGAUACAAAGGAAAAGAGUAUCAAGAAGAAGAUGAUCUGUGUAAAGAUGCUGCCAAGAGAGGCAACAACACAUGCCAUUUGUGAGCUACUUAUCCUCAGUGGCUCGCGUAGACCCCCUACUGGAUACACACUAGCAGGGGAGCUGAACAACCUGAUGUUAUGUUUUAAAAUGGGUGAAGUUCCCCGAGACACCAAGACCACACCAACCCCCGGGGAGCAUGGAGUUCCUCCCGCUUAUAUGCCAAACAAGAUCAACCAAUCAAGCCCUGGACCUCCCUCUGCACUGCCGUAUGCCUUGAAUCCAGCAUCCCGACCCCAACCCGGCAGUAACCAGUCUCCCCAAGGUGCAAUUCACAAUGGCGACAUCCCCACACGUCCUGUUCCUGUGUCUGAGCGAUGUUUUAGCGGCACUCUUGUCAGACAAGCCAGUAUCCUAACAACACCACUAUCAGGUGUACCUUUUAGUUUGAACCCAAGAUAUACUGACCUACAAAGCUUAACAAAUGUACAUAUUGCAGAACUUGGCUACAGAUCAUUGGUUGAUAUAGAAAAUGAGUAUCAAUAUAAUUUCCGAUUAGAAAGGACAAUAACAACUAGAUCACCAGAUGAUUUGGAAUGACACCUGAUAAACACAUGAAAGCACCUUAUAAACACCUGAAAAACGCCUGAUAAACACCUGAAAAACGCCUGAUCAACAUCAUUUAUUUGAAAGUGUAGACACUUUAAAUCAUCACCAUGAUCCUGUGUGAACAAAAGCUCCGAUAGUGCAUCUGACACUUCUUGGUUAGGUCGGCGUAAAUGGUGUCUGUCAGUAUGGUCUGACCUGUUCACUUAUUUUUAGGAUUUACAAGGAAUUAUAAUUUGGAGAAAAUACUGUUGUGUUUU
This is a messenger RNA of Owenia fusiformis, 1311 nucleotides long. Lineage: Eukaryota; Metazoa; Annelida; Polychaeta; Sabellida; Oweniidae. The record is from the annotation of a GenBank genome assembly.